AUGGCUACAAUCGACAACGGCAGCAGCAAUGGGCUGAACAAGCUGCUGCCAAAGUCCAUUUCCAACAAGCGCCUUCGGAGGAAACAAGAGCGAGACGCGGGAGGAUUGAUCUUGGGCUACGAUGAUGCUGAUGUCUUUGGCAACUCGCAAUCCAGUCGCGAGACGCUCGAGAGUGAUGGCACGCGCUCUGGCAACCUUGCUGGAGAUGAAGACGAAGACACCAGCCAUCGCUCUUACGAGUCGGACCCGGAAUCAUCCGCCUCUCGACCUGCGCCCUUCUCCUCUCAUCCUUCCCAAAUCGGAUACUUGACGACUUCGUCCCCCGUCGUCCAGUUGUCGCAUCACCCCGAGUCCCAGUCGCCCACCGAUCACGACUCCAACAGCAGUGCGUCCAAGUCGUCCACCUUUCCGGCCAAGCGCUCUGAUUCGACCGAUUCAAGGGAGUUCCGGAUCGGCCGGAGCAAGACGGGCCUGCUUCCCCCCCACAACUCCAACCGCCGUUCAGCCUCGCCCGGCACCAAGUUCAAGGGCAUCUUCAAGCCCAGAAAGAGCAGCGGCAGCAACUCGAGCCCUGAACGUCGACCCUCAAGCGAGCCUCGUCCACCGCCAGAAGCCCACAGGGAACAGCCCACCAUUACCGUGGACCCUGAACCUGUGCAGGUCCCGCCUAUUAUCGAGCCACCAGCUGCAGCCAAAGUUGCGUCCCCCGACAGGCGGUCGCGGGUUCAACCAAAGGUUGACACGAAUCUUCCUCCUCGAACCCCCCCGAGUGGUGACAAGCCUGCACCCGUCAUCGUAAACACCCCACCGACGCCUACCGAGUUCGCCAACGCAUCCGGCCAGUCAUCUCCCGAUAGGAGAUCCUUCUGGGGUAGUGCGGGCCAAGGCGCCGGCACAAAUGGCACUUCCUCCUCACGGGCUAUGAGCGCGCACCGAAGGAGUCGAUCAAGUUCUGUGACUAUCGGCCCCAGCAAGCUCUCGAAUAUCGUCUCGGCACCAUUGACCCCGACCUUGGAGAGCGGUGAAGCCACUCCGAGCGCGCAACCCGCAUCAGGCUUCUUCUCGUCUAUGCUAUCAGCUGCACAGAACGCUGCCAGUUCUUUCAGCAUCCAGGGUGCCGGUAUUGGUAUUGGCGGAAACAAGGCUCGAAACUCAACCGUGAGCACCCAGGAAAACACAGAGCCCGCAAAGACUGAGAGCGAAUCUCAGCCUAACCCAUCCACCCCGAUGCCGGACAACAAGGAGAACAGGAAGUCGGCAGUGUCAACGAUUGGGGCAGGUGAACUCAGUCUCAGUCAGAUUCUUGGCGAACCGGCUAGUUCUGUAGCAUCGCCCAGCAACCCCAGGUUCUCCGAGAUGACCGACACUCGCGCCCGGUCCGAGUCAGCCCCGGUUGACUCUCCGGCGAGUCCCGUGGAGUUUAUCCCAGAUGAGCCGUCGAGUCGCCCUCGCUCGCUCUAUGAGACGGCCAGCGGCGAACGUACGCCCCCGCCGGCCGAGUUUAUGGACAAGAGUAAUGGAAUGCAGCGGACCUCGAGUCUACGAAGCGCCCUGAAGCAGUCACAUAGGAAGCGCGGAAGCUCUGUUACUACUGGAACAACCAUAGGCGCUGCGAUUGUCGCUGCCAACAGCUCGUUGGCGCAUCCAAAUCUGAGCGCUCCGAAACUUACCGGGUUUGCUAUCGCCAGUAAGAAGAGGAAUCGCGACUUUCAUGACUUGUUCAAGAGCGUGCCAGAUGAUGACUACCUCAUCGAAGACUACAGCUGUGCCUUGCAGAGAGAGAUUCUCGCGCAUGGACGGCUCUAUGUCUCAGAGGGUCAUCUCUGUUUCAGUAGCAAUAUCUUUGGAUGGACAACCACUCUUGUUAUGAGCUUCGACGAGAUAGUAUCUGUCGAGAAGCGAAGCACGGCGCUGGUGUUCAAGAACGGCCUCAUGAUCUCGACAUUGCAUGCAAAGCACGUCUUUGCCAGUUUCACCAGUCGAGAUGCGACGUACGAUCUGAUUGUCAACAUCUGGAAACUAGGACAUCCCACACUCAAGAGCACCUUGAAUGGUGUGCGGUUAGAAGGAACCGGAGGCGACAAGACAGAAAAGAUCGACACAGAGCCACCUGUCGACGAAGACGAAGGCGAUGGGGGCUCCGAGACGGACGAUGAGAGCGAUGAUGAGGAAGAGUACUAUGACGAAGAUGUUCACGAGGAGAUGCACAACGCCAGCAUGGCCGAGGCCAACGGAACAGACGCCGAUGCCGAGAAGGUCACGUCAAGAAAGACGUCAGGGGCUGUACCUGCGAAUGGCGCAGCUCCAGAAGAAGCUGCACCUGCAUCCGGUGCAGCUGGCAGCUUUCCGGGCCCGGCAACGCAUGCCCCUACCGACUGCGGUGACUCAGCAUCUCAUUAUGACAGGGUGGUGGGAGACGAUGUUAUCCCAGCGCCUCUGGGCAAGGUGUAUGACUACAUGUUCGGUCCUGGAUCUGUUACCUUCAUGACCAAUUGGUUGACAGGGGAGCAAAAGUGUACCGAGUGGCAAAUGGAGGACAAGAAGGGUCUGGGUCUGGAUAACCGGACUCGAACAUUUUCCUACAUCAAGCCGCUCGGCGGAUCGAUUGGACCGAAGCAGACCAAGACCAUUACCUCUGAAACGCUGGAAAACCUCGACUACGAAAGGGCAAUCAACCUCACUUGCUCGACGCAGACUCCUGACGUGCCUAGUGGAAACGUCUUCUGUGUCAAGACCAAGUACUGUCUGUCGUGGGCUGAGAACAAUGCCACUCGAGUGCAGAUGAACUGUACGAUCGAGUGGUCCGGCAAGAGUUGGCUGAAGGGUCCUAUCGAGAAGGGUGCAACUGAUGGACAGACACAGUAUGCCAAAGACUUGUUUGCCGCUAUCAAGGCGGCGACCUCUACCAAGCCAGCAGGGACCACUACACCACUCACUCCAGCACUUAAGGGUUCAAGGAAGAAGGGUAGGAAGGCCAAGCUCUCCCAGACGUCGACCGGCAUCGUCGAACCAGGCCACGUGCCAAAGCGGCCGGCCCCGAAGAACUGGGGGCCUUUGGAGCCAGUGCGGGGGAUUUUGGAACCUAUUGGGGACAUUAUCCAGCCUCUUCUGACAGGCAAUGUCAUGUAUGGGCUUCUGGUGGGCUUGCUAGUUGCGACAUGGUUUGGAUUUGGAUUCACGCCGAGCAGAAGCCCGCCCUCUUAUGGUCCCGAUAUGGCGGUAUAUCGACCCGACAGGAUCGCAGCGUAUGAGGAGAUGUGGCGGAGAGAGGAUAGUGAACUUUGGGAAUGGUUGGAGGAACGAGUCGGAAUGGACCGACUGCACUCUGAUCGACCCAUCGUGCCCAAGAGGGCAAUGGAGCCGAGGACUGCAGAGGAGAACGUGCGUGCCGCCCGCAUGGAUGAGCGGGAGGUAGAGGAGGCGAUCCGUGUAACUGAAGAGAAGCUACGGGUACUAAAAGGAGUUAUGGAGAAGAAGGGCAAGGUGGGCAAGGCGAGCGGUACGGGAAUAUCCUCUCGGGGUCUAUAGAAUAUUGUUUUGCAUGUUACAGAUAUAGCAUAGCCAGAUUGGAGCAUCAGCGAGCUCCCACGUUCUUUUGUCGAUUAAAAAAAUUGAAUCAAGGC
This is a messenger RNA of Fusarium vanettenii 77-13-4, 3623 nucleotides long. RefSeq lists its product as uncharacterized. Bases 1 to 3528 code for a protein of 1175 amino acids. Gene Ontology annotation, biological process: intracellular sterol transport. Gene Ontology annotation, molecular function: sterol transfer activity; sterol binding. NCBI's taxonomy places the organism in Eukaryota, Fungi, Ascomycota, Sordariomycetes, Hypocreales, Nectriaceae. The record is from RefSeq and is a predicted model, not a curated record. The transcript is spliced from 3 exons. Gene Ontology annotation, cellular component: endoplasmic reticulum-plasma membrane contact site; mitochondrion; plasma membrane.